AAUCAAAGAAUUAUUCCUGAAUUAUAAAUUUUCAAACAUUUUCGCCCUCGCUUCGCACGAGCAGGAUCAUUUUCCUUUUCCUUUCUCUAACCAAAGUUACAGAGUAGAAAAAUUGACUUCUCGCACAAAAAAAUAAUAUGUUUUACUUGAAAUCCCCCCCCCCCGCAAAGUCCUCUCUAAUACAUUCCAGUCAAAAACUUCCAGAAAGUCCCAACUUCUGCUGAAAUAUAAAAAAAUGCCCCAUUUUUUUUUUUUUUUGUUAAAAAUAUAAAAGUCAUGUCCUGAAAAGAAUGUAGAAUUGUGAAUUUUCGAGAGCCUCAUUUAUGCAUUUUUUAAAAUGCCAAAAAGCACAAAAUUUUGGAAUUGAAACUUCUUUUAUUGAAAAUGAAUUUUUUGCACCUCUCAAAUUGUAAAUUUUCUGAUGCUUUCACCCUCACCUCGCUCGAUCAAAAUCGAAAAUGUUCUGUUCUCUUUUUAAAUUUAAUUUUUAAAUACCAAAAUUCUAAAAAAAAAAAAACACGAAAAAAUUGAGAAUUUUUGAUUUUGGUAUUAACCUUGCAAUAGAACAAUUCAAAUUUUUUGUCGAGUAUAAAAGCAUCGUUUUUGAACGUUUAAAACUAGGUAUUCAACAUACCCCUUCCAAAAAUGGUUUGAACCACGCCUGGCUAAUUAGCCCGAAAAAUACUAGAGGGACGGGAGGGGGGUUCCGGGGUAAAUAGUUGGGAAAACCUGGCGAAAUACAUAGCUGGGAAAAUUUCAGGUUCACCCCAUCCCCUUCCCCCCAUCGACACAUCACUUUGUCAUGCUUCUGCAAAAAUGUAACUAAUGUAUGUUUUAGUUGAGUCAAUUCCUCGGGUUAUCAUCCUCAACAACAGAGAAUAAUCAGGUAAGUAAAGAUCAAGAUGAACUUAACGAAAGGAAAAAAGGUCAAAGAGUAAUUAUUUGAGGAGUUGCGAAUACUUUUGGAAACACUUGAACUGGCAAAAGAUCUGAAUGCACAAUGCACACAAGACUCAAGCAAAUGGCUUAAAGAAUGCCAAUUUUCCCACCUACCGAAAUUCGAAAUCAAUCCAGCUUCUUGAAAAAAUUGGGCCCUUGAAAAUUCGAUUUUACCCAACCAGUAUCGAAAUGAGGCCUCGAAAAGAGAUUCCAUACAUUAUUCUUUUCUGCUGAUUCAAAUCUAAAAUUUUUAUAAAAAGCACAAUUUUUAAUAUUUUAUGAAGUGAAAAAUCUAAAAAUCCACUACGGGCUUCAGAAUCAGAACAACCUGAGAAACCUGAAAAAUUUCAAGAAAAUGGGGAUUGCAUGCUUGAAAACUAAAACUUCUUAAUAUGAUGUACCUUAUAGAGGGUAUUUCUAUCUUUUCUCUCCCUGGUUACCCAAUCCAGCCUUUUUGUACCUAUUGGGGACCCAGGGAGGGAAAAGAUGGAAAUACGCUCUACAUUGGCGCCCAACAUGUGGGGCGCCAAUAACGUGUGGGGCGCCAAUGUAGAGGGUAUUUCUAUCUUUUCCCUCCCCAAUCUGGGUACCCAAUCUGGCCCUAUCAUUCCUAUUGGGGUCCCUAGCUUUGGAAACUUAACAGGCUUUGCCUGAGCUUCGCCUUAUGAUAGAACUCCACAGUGUGAAACUACCCCAAUAAGCCACAAGAACAUACUAGGUAUAGUGGUAUGUUUUAUUGGUCAGUAGUGCACUUGCAUAGAUGGUAAUUGGUAAUACCAGUGUAUACGAUGCCGUCAAUACCUGACCUACCUACUGUCAGUUUCUGCUGAGCAUCUAGUUUAUGAGCUGUGUAUCCAGCGUUAAACGGUUAAAGAUACCUUCGCCUACAGGAAAACAAAACUGCAAAGAGGCAGCUAUCUGCGGCUCCGGCUUGGUCUCUGUGGUACUACACCACCAGAGAGUGCUGAUCUUCCUAGAAGAAUCAGUGUAGCCUCCGCCUAGGCAUAAAGUUCCCAACUAGGUGGGUAACUUGGAGUCCAAAGUCCCCACUACAACCUUAUAACAAUACAAUAAUUUUCACAAGUUCAGCUUAUUUUCUUACAGCAAGAAAACAUUAGGCCCCAAACACCACAGUUCAAACCUUCAAUCCAGCAGAAUGUUCCCAAAGGUCACAUCGCUAUACCUUCUGGAAUGCUCAAGGUUCAUACCAAUUAGACUAACCGCAGUGCAAAAAGCUCGAUAUUUUGAUACAAAAUUACGAUCAUUUUGUUUUUUACCACACAGAAACAAGAAUCAUUUAAACCCACUUUCAAUUUAAGCGUCAACAAGGAGAAUAAAGAGAAAGUAAUUUUCAACUUUCCAAUCAUCAUACUUCGUAAUCGCAGAUACCUUAAUUUUUAGACUGUUCCUAUAACUUUUUCAGGCCAAUAAUAUCUUCAAUUGCCAAGAACCAAAUGAAAUAAUUAAAAAAAUGCGCGAAUACUUGGAAAACCCUGAUUCGACUAUAGAAGAUAAAUUCUACAUUGUUUUGAAAUUAGAUGACAUGGUAAGUGUCUGCGAGACGAUUUAUUUUUUACCGUUUUCCCGAUAAGUUUAUUCCUACAAGUCAAAUGUUUCGAAUUUUGUACCUACAGUUUGAUCAUUUACAUGAAAUCGAAGACGAUGAUACAAAAUUAAAUGUACUCCAUUCAAUAAUUAAUGUGGUAAGUGUUGAAAUGUACUACUCGGUCAAUCUCAUUUAGGCACAUAACUCAUUUUAUAAAUUGCAAAUAUGUACUUGAACUCAUCGACAUUCAUUUUCCUAAAAAUAAUCCGUAAUUUUUCAGGGCGGUUAUAAAAAAUUCGCAGAAAUUUUCAAUAAAUUAAAAUCAGUAAGAACGAUUCCAAUAAUUGAUGACAAAAACAAUAAAAUCAGACUCGAGUAAAAAGAUGAUAUUUUCACACAUUUUUUAACCUGCGAAUAAUUUAAUUUCAGAGUAGAAACAGAGACGAUCGUGAUUUGGCGCACUUCUUCGAAAACGUAAAAAAAAUUUAGAUUUACCAAAACAGGCAUAAAAUUUGAUUUUUUUCACAAUGGGUAUUUGAAUUUUUCAGAGUCAAAAUACCUUAUCCGAUCGAAUUCACUCCAUUAACAGAAGUAUUCGCCAGAAAAACGUGGAACAAGAGACUCUUUCUGACAAUUGUUUCGUUACUCGUCCAAUAGGUGAAAAAAUAGGCAACAGUAUGCUCUACCGCAAUACAUGGAAUCCAGAAUCGGAUGAUGAUUUUUAUAAAUUUUGCUAUGACGAUGAAACUGUAACUAAGGCAACUAAAGCUAUGAUGAUAAAUGAUGCAGAUUCUAUGCACUUCAAAUUAUUUCGAAUUAAAUCAAACUCAAACAGUAUGCUACCCCGAGGUCCAAUGUACAAAUGGUAUACUAUUGUGAAAUUAUAUAACAUGCAUGAAAAUCUUAAAGCAGAGAAAACAGAUGAAAACUCAAAAUCAGAACAAGAAGGAGAAAAACCAAAACCUGAGAAGGAAGCUGAAAACCAAAAUGAUAAAAAAGAACUGGUUGACUUGAUGACGGAAAUGGGAGAAAAUACACAAUACGAAAGAAUAUUUGAAAGUCUUAAAGCAGCAGAUAAGCCUCUCUUGACAAAAAUUUGGACAGCAUUCAAAGAUAACGGGAAGAAGCCGGAAGAAAAUAAUCCAUACCAGCGAUGGGGUAGCAGCAGAUUUCCCUGGAUGUGGUCCAGAUUCAGAACUUGGUCCAAUCGUUAUUAAGCUAAUUUAUUCCUCAAAUCAGUGUUAAGACAAAAUGAAUAAAGAAAGCAACGAAACCUUGAUAUCGUCAAUUUUUUCCUUUCAUAACUAACACUCUACUUUCUUACUCCUAUUUUGGUUCAUUUUAUAACCCUAUAUGUAGGUAACG
This is a messenger RNA of Planococcus citri (citrus mealybug), 3850 nucleotides long. RefSeq lists its product as uncharacterized. Lineage: Eukaryota; Metazoa; Arthropoda; Insecta; Hemiptera; Pseudococcidae. Bases 3163 to 3702 code for a protein of 179 amino acids. The transcript is spliced from 7 exons. The record is from RefSeq and is a predicted model, not a curated record.